AUGAAUUGCUUCUAUAACGGAUGUUGUCAGUUGGCACUUGUUAUAUGGGCUAUCCAUUGGAUUUUAUUCUUCUCAAAGGAGUGUUUAGCAGCAGAGGAAAUUGAAUUACGUCUACGUAUGCGUGAAGAGAUUGCACCAUUUACACGUAUUGGUUCAGUUAUCACUAGCUUGCCACCUAAUUUACGUUCUCAAAUGCAUUUCUUAACUGAUAGUACAUUUUUUACUGUGACACCUACAACUGGUGAAAUACGUGUUGGUCGUUUAAUUGACCGAGAACGUUUAUGUCCUGAGUUUAAAUUUUGUUGCGGUGUAGUAAUAUGUGAACUGAAGGCAAGUAUCUUUGUAACAAAUAAGGCUGCUGGUGAAUUUGCUGCUAGUGUUCUAUUGAAAGUGGAAGUUCAGGACCAAAAUGACAACAGACCAACAUUUAGUUCACAAACUCAGACAGUCACAUUAUCUGAGGGUACAUCUGUUGGAACACUAACAAGCAUUAUUCCAGCAACAGAUGCAGAUAUUGACCCUGAAAAUCAGAUACAACGCUACACUCUUGUAGAACCCACAGGCACAUUUAAAUUAGAUUUGUCCGGUCUCCCUGCAGUUCGUUUAGAGUUGAUACGGCCUCUAGAUAGGGAACAAGUGGCCGAAUAUAAGGCAAGCAUAGAAGCAUGCGAUCCUGGUGCAUGUGCUCGACAAACUUUAGAGAUUCAAGUGCUUGAUGAAAAUGAUAAUAACCCGAGUUUAGAAAACACUAGAUUCAACAGACGACUAAUUGAAAAUACAGCUGUUGGUGCUGUAGUAUUAAAACUUAAUGCUACUGAUCCUGACUCUGGCGAAAGGGGUCGCGUUUUAUAUAAUUUUCAGGGAAAUGUGGAUCCUGAUUUGACUGAGACAUUUGAACUUGUCCGGGAUACGGGUGAAAUUCGACUGAAAAGACCACUAGCAGCAAAUAUACGUGACAGUUAUGAGUUUAAAGUUGUUGCUUGUGAUGCUGUGAAUCGUGCAUGUACUGGCAAUGAAAAUUCAACAGCUGACAUAACAUUCACUGUGCAAGACGUGAAUAAUUUUCCACCUUCAAUUCAUGCGGUUGCGGCUGGAGCGGCACUAAUUACCAGUACAAGCGAUCAAACCAAAGGAAACAAGCCAGAGACAAGUGAAUCCAAUGUAAAAUCUUUCGAUGACUCGAAGUCUAGCGAUGGUCUGAGUAUCUUAGAGAAUUCACCACCCAGUCAAAUAGCAGUUUUAACAGUUCGGGAUGAUGAUACAGGUGAAAACUCCAAAGUUUCUUGCUCUCUAAAUGAAACAAAUGAUAACACAGCAACAAAUGGCAGAAAAAAUACACAAGACUUUAUACUCACCCCCAGUGCUCCAGGAAUUUAUUCCCUACGCACAGCGAGAGUAUUUGAUUAUGAAGUAGAGUCGAUGGUACGUACAACUAUUGUUUGCCAUGAUUAUGGUAAACCACAACAACUAACUUCUGUAAGAGUAAUCACUGUACAAAUUGUAGAUGUCAAUGAAUUCCAACCUGAAUUUUCUCGUCGGGUAUAUGUUGGUAGAGUUCCUGAGAAUGCACCACCUGGAAUGGAUAUUCUUACUACUACAGCAAUAGACAGAGACAGAGCAGCGGUAUUAAGUUAUAAAUUCGCUGCAUUACCAUCCACCGAAGCAUUAUCACAAGAAGAUGGAAAGGAUAUCUCGAGUCUAGAUGGUCUACAGUCAGACGAUGGGGUUAAUCAAUACUUUAUCAUUGAACCAGAAACUGGAAUUUUGCGAACCAGUCAAAUACCAUUAGAUCGCGAAAAAAUUGGAAGUAUAACGUUAGUCGUACUUGUAACAGAUUCAAGUUCACCUCCUAUUUUUACAGCCACAACAACAGUAUCUAUCGAAGUACUAGACGAAAAUGAUAACGCUCCUGUAUUUACCAAUCCACCGACAAGGUCACCUGAAACGACUCAAAGUGACAGUAGUAAAUUCGCUUUUACAAUAAUGGAAAAUGCACCACGUUUUACUCAGUUAAAUCAGAAGCUAGAAGCAAGAGAUCCAGAUCAGGGCGAUAAUGGACGGGUGCAGUUUUCGUUACUAGCCACAUACGCCCUCACAAAGGUGUCAAGACGCAAUCAAUUCAUUGGAUCUUCUCCAAAUAUGUUGAGUGGCUUUGAACAAUUCAGUGAAGAUCUUAACUCAGAUCUUAAUAGUGAAGCUGGAAUGACACGUCAUGUAGUUGAUCAGCCUAUAUUUCGAAUUACGCCCAAUGGAGGGAUUGAAACACUAGUAGAGCUAGACAGAGAGACAGUACCUUCAUACAUCCUUAAAAUCGGUGUUCGUGAUCGCGGUGCCCAACCACUUGCAAGUACAACAAUGCUGAGAGUAAAUGUACAAGAUGCAAAUGAUAACGCCCAGGGUGAAACAAUCGAUGGGGUCAGCCUUGAAGAAGGCUUACUUAAUGUUCUCAAUCCUCCUAAACCCAGAGUAGUUAAAACGGUGAAAUAUGGUCAGAAGUUAGCCUCAAAGGUAGAAGAUUUAAAAGGUUAUCGUGCAGGUCCACUUUAUUUAAAUGGAACGACGGGAGAAAUAUGGGUGGCGCAAACGCUGUCAUCAGGUACAAUCAACCUGCAUUUACGUGCACAAGAUCAAGGAACUCCCCGUUCCCAUACAGAUGCAUGGUUGACAAUAAAUGUUUUCAUUGAUCCUAGCGAAAGCAUAGGAUUUUUAAGUUUUGGUGGCGAUGGUACAUUAAAUGUAACAAUAAUUCUGGCUAUGAUAACUGUGACGGCUAUUAUAUCACUGUUCUUGAUCAUUGGAAUAGUUUGUGUUCGACGCAGACCGACAAGAUAUGCUAUGGCACGCAACGUAAAUGUCACUGAUGGAACCGUUUCUCCAGGGAAUGCAACUACAACCUUCUCCAUGGAUAUGACAAAAGAUACAAUGUCAACAAAUAUCAAUGGCGGUUGGUCGUCGCCUGUAGGAACAUAUGGUCCAAAUCACUUUACACCUGGACAGCCUAAUGCUGGAGGUGCAAUCAUGGAAGAUGGUCAAAUGUUUACUGCACUUUAUGGGCCUGGAGGGAUGAUGGGAUAUGGAGCUGUUAUGUCACCAAGUGAUACAACAAGCAUGAUUUAUAUUCCACAGGCGCAAACCACGCCAAAUAUGAUGGGGUCUAUGGGAGGUUCAAUGACACCAGUUCCAGUUGACAUCACACCAACAAGCCCGGACUAUCAAUCUCGAAAUCAGAUGCACACAUUUGGGACGUUGACACGAACACGUGGUUCAGUUGGACAAGCUGCACUUGCAGCAUCAUCCGGUUGUGCUUUAGCCUACGAACCUCAUUUAGAUGCAGAUAGCGGUGACUCUGGGAGAGGUCCAUCUGAGGAGGGCAACCAGUUUUUAUUAACAGACAAUUAUCGAAAUGGGAUGAAUAUAUCUGGACCACAUGGAACAUACCAAUACAACACAUAUUCCGGAUAUCGGCCAACCAGCAGAAUGGGUACUACAGAAAUCCUGGUUUAG
Molecule: messenger RNA, 3504 nt
Organism: Heterobilharzia americana
Lineage: Eukaryota; Metazoa; Platyhelminthes; Trematoda; Strigeidida; Schistosomatidae
Source: the annotation of a GenBank genome assembly